AUGCUGACUGCUUACUUUCUAUUCUUGAUAUCCUUAGCUACUUGUUUUAAAGUAGACCCAUUACCAGCGGUUCAGCAUAUAACUUGGUAUAAUGACACGGUCAUUGAAAUCAACACGAAUCUACUAAUAACAGAUUGCCCUUCGCCUGUUGUUCAACUGGCAUUCAUUAGAGCAAUUUCAACAAUUGAGAAAUUAAUGUGGUCUCCCUAUCCACAUAGUAUUUCCGAUUAUGCCACAGGCCCAAUGAUAGAGUCAUCAAGAGUAACCAUACAAGUAGACGAUGCUGACGCAGAUUUGCAAUUGGGUGUUGAUGAAUCAUACAAUUUGACAAUAACUCCAAAAAAUAUUACUAUCCACGCAGCUACAACAUGGGGAGCAUUACACAGCUUAACUACCUUACAACAAUUGGUGGUGUAUUCUCAAGAUGGUCGGUUUCUUAUUCUACUGUCGGUUGAAAUUGUUGAUAAACCUAAUUUCCCACAUCGAGGAGUUAUGAUUGAUUCUGCCCGGAAUUUUCUAACUGUAAAAUCAAUUCUCGAUCAGAUAGAUAUAAUGGCCCUUGUAAAGAUGAAUUCAUUACAUUGGCAUUUAGUUGAUACUCAAAGUUGGCCAUUGGCACUAGAAAGUUACCCUGAAAUGAUCCAAGAUGCAUAUAGCCCCGAAGAAGUAUAUUCCAAAUCAGAUAUCAAAUAUGUUAUAGACUAUGCCCGUUCCAGAGGUGUAAGAAUAAUUCCUGAGAUUGAUAUGCCGGGUCAUGCGAGAGCAGGAUGGAGGAAAGUAGACCCAUCCAUAGUUGAAUGUGCUGAUCCAUUUUGGACUGAUGCUGCUGUUGAACCGCCUCCUGGCCAACUCAAUAUUACGUCAAAAAGAACCUAUGAAGUAAUAACAAAUUUAUACAAUGAGUUAUCCGAGUUGUUUAUUGACAACUUCUUUCAUGUCGGGAAUGAUGAAUUACAAGUGAAAUGUUUUCCCCAACUGGAGCUCCAAAACUCAACUGUUGUUCAACUAUUGUCACAUUAUUUGGAUGAAGCUUUACCUAUAUUCUUUAACAUCCCUGGGAGAAAACUUAUUAUGUGGGAUGAUAUCCUUCUAUCUACUGUUUCUGUUCCGAAACUUCCUCCCAAUAUCACACUACAAGUUUGGCACGAACCAACUGGAAUUAAGAAUUUGACAUCAAGAGGAUAUGAUGUGAUUGUUUCACUGUAUGAUUUUUUAUAUCUUGAUUGUGGAUAUGCUGGGUUUGUGACCAACGACCCUAGGUAUGCUGAAUCCGACGGUAACAUCGAGUUCAACAAUGGUCAAGCUGGUAGUUGGUGUGGCCCAUACAAGUCAUAUCAAAGAAUAUAUGUUUUUGAUAUCUUGGCAAACUUGACGGAAUCAGAACAGAAACAUGUCUUAGGAGCAGAAGCACCAUUGUGGUCAGAACAAGUUGAUUCGACUGUUAUAACCUCAAAAAUUUGGCCAAGAGUUGCUGCACUUGCAGAAUCUUUAUGGAGUGGCAAUAAAGAUGCAAAAGGAAACCAUAGAACAUACGAAUUCACUCAAAGAAUAUUUAAUUUCCGAGAAUAUAUAGUCAAAAUGGGCUAUGAUGCUUCGCCCUUAGCUCCCAAAUAUUGCAUCAUGAACCCCCAUGCAUGCGACUUGUUCAAGAUCCCACCGGAUUUUUAG
Messenger RNA from Candida tropicalis MYA-3404, 1668 nucleotides. RefSeq names its product Hex1p (gene HEX1). The transcript has a single exon. The record is from RefSeq and is a predicted model, not a curated record. Gene Ontology annotation, cellular component: membrane. Gene Ontology annotation, biological process: carbohydrate metabolic process; glycosaminoglycan metabolic process. Gene Ontology annotation, molecular function: beta-N-acetylhexosaminidase activity. NCBI's taxonomy places the organism in Eukaryota, Fungi, Ascomycota, Pichiomycetes, Serinales, Debaryomycetaceae. The coding region runs from base 1 to 1668 and encodes 555 amino acids.